This is a messenger RNA of Mercurialis annua (annual mercury), 2537 nucleotides long. Its product is annotated as exocyst complex component SEC15B. Gene Ontology annotation, biological process: Golgi to plasma membrane transport; intracellular protein transport; exocytosis. The record is from RefSeq and is a predicted model, not a curated record. Bases 135 to 2537 code for a protein of 800 amino acids. Gene Ontology annotation, cellular component: membrane; exocyst. The transcript has a single exon. NCBI's taxonomy places the organism in Eukaryota, Viridiplantae, Streptophyta, Magnoliopsida, Malpighiales, Euphorbiaceae.
CCCUUUGAAGAUUUAAUUAGUUGUCAAAAUUAGUCAAAUAAACCUUCAAAUACAUUUCAUCUUCUUUCUCCUCUCUUGUCCAAAUAACUGCUCAACAAUCCAUCCCCACUCCAAAAGACGUCCACCGUUCCGUCAUGUACACCUCAAAAGUCCGCCGGAAAGUAUCUCCGGCAGGGAACGGAGACAUCGACAACAAUUCCGCCGAGAAACAAGACCAGUUCCUCCUCUCCGCCGCCAUCUGCAACGGCGAAGACCUCGGUCCAUUCAUCCGCAAAUCCUUCGCUUCCGGCAAACCAGAAACCUUACUCCACAACCUCCGUCACUUCGCUCGCUCAAAAGAAUCGGAAAUUGAAGAAGUUUGUAAAGCACACUACCAGGACUUCAUCCUAGCCGUUGAUGACCUCCGAUCUUUACUCUCCGACGUCGAUUCACUCAAAUCCGCACUCUCCGAUUCAAACUCCAAACUCCAGUCCGUUGGUGAGCCUUUAUUAACCGCUCUAGACUCGUACAUCGAGGCACAAACUGUCUCUCGUAAUGUAAAUUUAGCUUUAGCUGCAGUUAUUUCUUGCAUUAAACUAAUGGAGCUUUGUUCACGUUGCAAUUAUCAUUUAUCCAACGGUAAUUUUUACAUGGCUUUAAAAUGUGUAGACACUUUAGAAUCUGAGUAUUUGGAUAAAACGCCGUCGUCUAGUUUGUUUAGAAUGUUGGAGAAAAAGAUUCCUGAGGUUAGAUCACAUAUAGAGAGGAAGGUGAAUAAGGAAUUUGGUGAUUGGCUUGUUGAGAUCCGUGUCGUGAGUCGUAAUUUAGGUCAAUUAGCUAUUGGUCAGGCGUCUGCUGCGAGGCAACGAGAAGAGGAUUUGAGAAUUAAGCAGAGACAAGCUGAAGAGCAGAGUCGCCUUAGUUUACGAGACUGUGUUUAUGCUUUGCAAGAUGAGGAUGAUGAGGAUGGGUUUGUUAAUGAUGAUGGUAAUAGCAGUCUUAGUAAUGGAUCAUUAGGGUUUGAUUUGACUCCUUUGUAUAGGGCUUUUCAUAUACACCAUACUUUAGGGCUUGAAGACGGGUUUAAGAAGUAUUAUUUUGAGAAUAGGAAGCUUCAAUUGACUUCUGAUUUUCAGGUGUCGUCAAUGACUCCAUUUCUUGAGUCGCAUCAAACAUUCUUUGCGCAAAUUGCUGGUUUUUUUAUUGUUGAAGAUCGAAUUUUGAGGACAGGAGGGGGUUUGAUUUCAAGGAUGGAUGUUGAGAAUAUGUGGGAAACUGCUGUUAGUAAAAUGUGUUCUGUUUUAGAAGAUCAGUUUUCGAGAAUGCAAACUGCUAAUCAUCUUUUGCUUAUAAAGGAUUAUGUGAGUUUGUUAGGAGUGACUCUGCGGAGAUAUGGGUAUCCUGUUGAUGCUUUAUUAGAUGUUUUGAGUAAGCACAGGGAUAAGUAUCACGAGCUGUUGUUGUCUGAUUGUCGUAAGCAGAUUGCUGAGGCUCUUGCUGCUGAUAAGUUUGAGCAGAUGUUGAUGAAGAAAGAGUAUGAGUAUUCGAUGAAUGUCCUUUCUUUUCAGCUACAGACAUCGGAUAUUGUACCUGCAUUUCCUUUUGUUGCACCGUUUUCUUCGACUGUACCUGAUUGUUGUCGAAUUGUGCGGUCCUUCAUUGAAGAUUCUGUGAGUUUUAUGUCUUACGGUGGACAGCUUGAUUUCUUUGAUGUUGUUAAGAAAUAUUUGGACCGACUGUUAGGUGAGGUUUUGGAUGAGGCUUUAUUGAAACUUAUAAAUACAUCUGUCCAUGGGGUUGCCCAAGCUAUGCAGGUUGCGGCAAAUAUGGCUGUGAUGGAACGUGCUUGUGAUUUCUUUUUCCGUCAUGCUGCACAGCUUUCUGGCAUACCAUUGAGGAUGGCAGAGAGGGGUAGGAGGCAAUUUCCACUGAACAAAGCACGUGAUUCAGCAGAAGAGACAUUAUCUGGAUUGCUUAAACAGAAGGUUGAUGGUUUCAUGACAUUAAUUGAGAAUGUGAACUGGAUGGCUGAUGAGUCGAUUCCAAGUGGAAAUGAAUAUGUGAAUGAAGUGAUGAUAUAUUUGGAAACUCUAGUUUCUACUGCUCAACAGAUAUUGCCAGCUAAUGUUCUUAGAAGGGUUCUACAAGAUGUUCUUGCUCACAUAUCGGAGAUCAUUGUUGGGGCAUUAAGUGGGGAUUCUGUCAAGAGAUAUACUGUAAAUGCUAUCAUGGGAAUUGAUGUAGAUAUCCGGAUGUUGGAAGCUUUUGCUGAUAAUCAGACUUCUGAGGGAGACCCCAAACAGAUGAAAUCAGCACUAGCUGAGGCAAGGCAACUGAUUAAUUUGCUUUUGAGCAGUCACCCUGAUAACUUUUUAAACCCUGUAAUUAGGGAGAGGAGCUACAAUAAAUUGGAUUACAGGAAAGUAGUUACUGUAUCCGAGAAAUUGAGGGAUCCCUCGGAGAGACUCUUUGGAACAUUCGGGAGCAGGGGAUCAAGGCAAAAUCCAAAGAAGAAAUCGUUAGAUUCAUUGAUUAAAAGACUCAAGGAUGUCAGCUGA